CAGUAUAGAUGCUAUCAAAGAACUGCUUCACAGAAACUGACAUAAUCAAGCCUGUUUAGACAAGAUGCGUUGGUUUGAGGGAUCUAUACCAGCAGCUAUUGCCUCUGCUAAACAAAACAACUCGAUUUUUGUGGUCGUUAUCACAGGAGACGAUGAGCAGUCGACACAGCUGAUGUCAAGCUGGGAGGAUGACAGUGUAGCAGAGGCCACAAACAACAGCUGUGUAGCAAUUAAAGUGGACGCUAAGAGUGAGACGUGUGUCCAGUUCUCCCAAAUCUAUCCCGUGGUGUGCAUCCCAUCCAGUUUCUUCAUAGGUGAAAAUGGAAUUCCCCUGGAGGUUAUUGCUGGCAGUGUAUCAGCUCAAGAGCUCACAAAGAGGAUCAGCAAAGUCAAAGAGAUGCACUCUCAGCAGUUGGAUGUUGUUGCUAACGCUCAUGCUGAUACAGGAGCUUGUGCAGAUCCUCCAUGCCCUGCCAGCACAGUCUCAGACCUGACUGCACCGCAGCCAUCACCUGACACAGACUCUCUGCCUGUUCAAAGCCAACCUGCUGCUACACCAAGUGUCUUUACCCCUGCCACGUCUAAAGAAUCACUGUCCACAACUGAGGAGGAGAGUCGAGUCUCAGGUCAGGUAACUCCAGGUGACGAUCGAAGCCUUUCCUCUGAUGACACUUCACAGGCCUCUCAGGUGGAGGAGGACCUGGAUGCCAAGGUGCAGAGAUUAACAAAGAAACUUGAAGAGAGAAGGGAGCAGAGGAAACAAGGAGAAGAGGAGAACGAGAUAAAGAAGGAGAUUGAGAGACGGAAGCUGGGCAAAGACAUGCUGGAUUUCAAGCGGAAGCAGGAGGAGGAGAAGACCAAACGCUUACUGGAGGAGAGGAACAGAGAGAAAGCAGAGGAAAGGGCAGCCCGGGAGCGUGUUAAACAACAGAUUGCAUUGGACCGUGCUGAUAGGGCGGCUCGUUAUGCUAAGAACCAGGAAGAAGUAGAGGCAGCCAGACAGGCGGCGCUGCAGGCCAAGCUCGCAGAGCAGGAAGCCCGGAGAGAGGCCAACCAGAGAGAGAGGAGUGCCAUUGCAAGGAUACAGUUCCGCCUGCCUGAUGGGUCCUUUUUCACCAACCAGUUUCCUUCAGAAACCCGGCUGCAGGAGGCCAGACAGUUUGCAGCACAGGAAGUGGGCAACAGAUAUGGCCACUUUUCCUUGGCGACCAUGUUUCCUAGGAGGGAAUUCACAGGAGAGGACCUGCAAAAAACACUACUAGAGCUUGGGCUAGCACCCAGUGCCUCUGUUGUGCUGUUGCCUCAGACAGGUCGACCAGCCAAUACUGUGGUCCAGUCUUCUGGUGGGGGGUUGUGGGCAGUGCUGGGGACUAUCCUGUACCCACUGUUGGCAGUGUGGAGGUUCCUCAGUGGGUUCCUCUUCAGCAGUCCCCCUCCCCCUGGAGCAGCAGCCCCCCGCAACCAGUCUCAGAAUCCUUCAACCGCCUCCACCUCAGCUUCCUCCAGAGAACCAAAGAGAGACACUAUCCGGAAAAGGGUUCUGGAGAAGAGGCCAGAGGACUUUAAAAAAGAUGGCAAAAUCUACAGACUACGAACUCAAGAGGACAGUGAGGACGACAAUAAUACAUGGAAUGGCAAUUCUACUCAGCAAAUGUAGUGCAAUAACUCUCUCUCUCUCUCUCUCUCUCUCUCUCUCGUUUUUUCUCCCCUUCACCUCUCAUACUCUUUAUCUCUGACCUGUUUUGACUUUGUUGAGUACAUGUCAGUCUUACUGGUGGGUCAUGCCGAUUUAGGGCUACGAUUCUAAUCUUUCUUUGUUCCGGUUAUGCCCUCCCCAUCUGCUACAAGUCAGUCCUCUGCUUCUUCCCAGCAUGGGUAGAUGAAAUCAAGUUAACCUUCUGUUGGCUUUGCAUUCAAACUGCUCGAUUCACCCUUCAGAGUCAAACUGAGGAGACGUCCUCCCUGUCUGUUUUGUCCAUACUGUAAGUUCAAGGUGUCAGAGAUUUGGGUGGCAAAUAAGGGGGACAUCGAAGAUCUCACCAGUGGUUGAUGAUAUUGAGCUUUUUAUUUAGUGGUGUCCCAAAUAAAGAGAAGUAUGUCUUAGGGGGUUGGGCCAGGGGUUUUCAUAGCCAGUGUGUUUUAUAUUGAGGCUUGGUCCCCUUGGCAUCAACUGCCUUGGCAAUAGAAUGUUUGUACUAGUUGACCAUGGAAGCCACUUUACCAGUGUCAAUUAACAAUAGAACAUAAUCAAGAUGUUUUUGAAUAAAUUUUUGAUUUGGCUCUGUGAUACAAUUUGAUGUGACUCAUUAAUGUGAGAAUUAUUGAACUUGAUCAAAGUGAUCUUUAUGAAACACACAAUGGAAGGAUAUGCAAUGGGUGGUAACAAAGAACUGAUGGUAGUUUUGCUCCUUUUUUUUGUUGUUGUUGUGUUUGUGACUUGUUCCUUAUGUGUCAGCUGCUUAUACAAAUACGAAACAAGAAUAAUCAUCACCAUUUGAUUCUAAGUUUUCAAAGAGUCAGGAUGAGUUACCUAGUCUUUUUUUUUUACGCUGGGAUUAAAUUUAUGCUGACCAUUGUUACCAUCUUCUUUGUGGCAUGUCUUAACCAAACAUUUCAUUUAGA
Molecule: messenger RNA, 2622 nt
Organism: Chanos chanos (milkfish)
Lineage: Eukaryota; Metazoa; Chordata; Actinopteri; Gonorynchiformes; Chanidae
Gene: ubxn4
Product: UBX domain protein 4
Exons: 13
Coding region: 65-1657 (530 amino acids)
Biological process (GO): ERAD pathway
Cellular component (GO): endoplasmic reticulum
Molecular function (GO): protein binding
Source: RefSeq, a predicted model, not a curated record